GGAGUCUGGCUAAUAUUCCUGCAGCAAUAUCAAUAUCUACAUCAAUAUUCGCAAUGUUCUACGAACCCGGCGUAACAGACCAUGGCCUCCCCCACGAUCCCUUCAAGGCCUGCGUGAUCCCCCGCCCAAUCGGGUGGAUAUCAACCCAAAGCCCCUCAGGCAGCGCCAACCUAGCCCCCUACUCGCAAUUCAACAAUCUCACCUUCGACCCGCCGUACGUGAUGUUCUCGUCAAACCAAACAGCCAGCAACAGCCGCAAAGACACCGUCAUAAACGCCGAAGCGACGGGACAGUUCGUAUGGAACCUCGCCACCUACCCGCUCCGCCACGCCGUAAACAUCACCGCCGAGCAAGUCGCCUACGGGGUGGACGAGUUCAAUCGCGCCGGUCUAACAAAACAGCCCGCGUCUAGGGUAAACUGCCCCAUGGUCGCGGAGAGUCCGGUCAAGUUUGAGUGCGAGUACCACAGCACCAUCCGGCUGCCGGGAAAUCCGCCCAUGGGGACGGUGGAUGUGGUGAUUGGGAAGGUGGUGGGGGUGCAUAUUGCGGAGAGUGUGCUGACUGAUGGGAUACUGGAUGUGCGCAAGACGGAGCCGAUUGCGCGCUGUGGGUACUAUCAGUAUACGGUGGUGAGGGAGACGUUUGAUAUGGUGAUUCCGGGGAUGAGUGAGGAUGUGCUGUAUGGGCUGGAGGGGAGUGCGAGGAGGAAUCGGGAGAAGCAGAAGCAUUUGAGAGAAGCCGAUGACUUGAAGUUGUAGUAUUGAAUAUAAGUAGACUUAACAACCAUAUUAGUUACAGG
Messenger RNA from Aspergillus versicolor CBS 583.65, 799 nucleotides. RefSeq names its product flavin reductase family protein. NCBI's taxonomy places the organism in Eukaryota, Fungi, Ascomycota, Eurotiomycetes, Eurotiales, Aspergillaceae. The annotation marks the transcript as partial. The record is from RefSeq and is a predicted model, not a curated record. Gene Ontology annotation, molecular function: FMN binding. The transcript is spliced from 2 exons.